Ictalurus furcatus (blue catfish) is the source of this 3153-nucleotide messenger RNA. Its product is annotated as ecto-ADP-ribosyltransferase 5-like. The transcript has 4 exons. NCBI's taxonomy places the organism in Eukaryota, Metazoa, Chordata, Actinopteri, Siluriformes, Ictaluridae. The coding region runs from base 98 to 994 and encodes 298 amino acids. Gene Ontology annotation, molecular function: NAD+-protein-arginine ADP-ribosyltransferase activity; NAD+ poly-ADP-ribosyltransferase activity. The record is from RefSeq and is a predicted model, not a curated record.
GGACAGAUGUGUAGAGAGCUGGGUGUGUGUCACACUCACACUCACACACACACACACACCCCAUACUGAGCACAGCAGUCUUGACUUCAUUAACUGCAUGAACAUGGCGAGAGGACGGACAGUGAGAGUGGAAUGUGAGGGAGUGAGUGUGAUUCUGAUGAUGCUCCUCGCUGCUCUCCACCACACGGUGAAAGCGGAGGUGAGGAAGUUGGACAUGGCUCCUGAUGCAGUAGACGACGAUUUCUCGCAGUGUCGAGAGAAAAUGCUGAAGGCUGUUACUGAACCAGGCGGCCUGCUGCAGAAGGAGCUCAAGGCUAAUAAAGAGUUUGAGGAGCUGUGGAGUAAACACAGUGGAGAGUGCAAGAAGAACAUUCCUGGUGGAACAUCUUAUCACAUCGAUGCUCUACAGGCGUAUGGAAAUUCUAGGACUAAAUUUAGAAAAACUUUCAACAGUUUGGUUUAUAGCAAAGGCAGCAACAGCACGACCUACAGAGACGAAUUUCCCUUCAAGUCUCUUCACUUCCUCCUAACAGACUUCCUGCGUCUGCUGAAGCGUACAAACACCAGUACGACCGUGUACUACGCCACCAGUAACACCUACACAGCAGAUACGGGGACCGAGGUCCGAUUCGGAAAGUUCAUCAGAGCCGGAACCUCUCAGAGCACUGAAACUGAAGCGCUGUACGAUGGAGGCACCGUGUUUAUCAUCAGUUCCUGUUCUGUGGUUAAUGUUGAAGAGAACAUGUGUAAAUCUGAGGAACUCCAGGCUCUUAUUUCUCCAGCCGAGGUCUUCACAGUGCAGAACGUUAGAGAUGUUAGCACUGAUGAUGCCACAUAUAAAGAAAUCACUUUAACACACUCGCGCUUUCUCAGCAAUCAUACCUGCUCUUUCUUCCACAGGAACGCCGCGGAUGCCGAAUCCUCCACCUCUCUGACUUUUACACUUCUGGCGCUGACGGCCUCCUUGCUGAGUCACUUUACACUGAUGGAGUGACUCACGUGUUCAUCGACACGUUUAUAUCAAUUUAUUACAACAUUUUUAGUAGAGUUCUUUUCUCAUGACAUGUUUCAGUUCUCCUUUUAAUUUGAUCCAUGAUCAGAAGUACCGGGAGCAUUCUCGGGUAAUGACAGACAAAUAAAAAUCAGAUUACAGAAGUGUAAGAUAAUAAGGACCUCAUGUUUUAUUAUUAACACAGAAGUCCUGAGUCGUAGUGAUAACUCAAACGAACUGGUUCAGAUGUUAGAGCAGGGACACAAGAGGUGACGAAUCUCGAAAGGUCUCGAUGCCGGUGUGUCACAGAUUUGGAAAACACUGUUGCCCUGAUGAGUUUAAUACGACUUCAUGAUUACUGGUUUCUCUGACGUGAGUAGACAGGAAAUGUGAGAGAGAAGAAGGAAAGAGGGAAGUAACUGGUGAAGAGUUAUUUGAGUUUGCAUUUAAGGAACCUUAAAACUUUGUACCGCAUAUCUGAGCUGAUUUAUUUUUGUCUAUAGAUGUAUUUCAAACAGCACAAUUUAAAAAAAUUAGAAAUCCUCAUAUUUUCCUUCAGACGCUGUUUAUUACACAUAGGAGAAUGUUAAAUUAGCUGUGGAGGUGAAAUAUCAAGUCACUGAGAUACAUCUGUGGCUUCAUCUGUGGCUUCUGGAUCUUCUGUAUGAGUUACCUGAUCUUAUAUAAUAAGCUCUAGUUGUUUUUCUUGCUUUAGGUCAGUGGGUCUAUUUUAGUUCCAGAGGAUAAAUUAUAUUUCUGACGUGAGUCCUGCGUGUGUUUGUGUUCUGGUGAAAUCCACCCAGUGUAAGAGAAAGUGUAAUGAAUGAUUGGAAUGAAGGGGAUGACGUCAUGUGUGAUGUGUAAUACAAAGCUCUAAGCGCUUAAUUCUUUCCAGCUGUGUGAAGGAAGUGACACGGUAUGCCUGUUCAUUUUUCAGCUACUGAUGACUGAAUACAAGAGCAGAGAUUCUCAUCUUCUUCCCAUGUCCCAGUGGGCUUUUAUUACACAAUAAACUAAUUCUCAGAAAUGUGAGCGUGACUGGGAGAAGUGCUGAUGACUUUGAGAGACAGAUUGUGAAUCAGAUUUGUGUCAGGUUUUCCAUUUUAACUUUCUAACUAAACUCUGUAAUUCUUUGGAUCAGCUGUUAGGUUCCUGUUAUGAACAUUCCAGAAAAUUCCGGAAUCUGAAGAGUAAAAAAACUCAUGCUGUGGAAGUUGUGGUCUUUUUUGCUGUGCUGUCUGUGAAUUUUUUUGUGGAUUAUAAUUUUAAAAGACAAAGGCGCUACGACAGCGGGGUGUUUGCUGUGGGGUUUGGUGGUGUUGCGGUGUAGUUCUGGUUUCUGGAGUGGGAGGCUGCUGGUUCAAACCCAGCUUGGGUGCAGUGUGUUGGAUGGUGAAAUGUAGAAUGGGGAGUUACUGCGUCUGAGUUUUAUGACCUGAACGUGUGAUGUUUAGGUCAUGGUUACAUAAAUAAAGGUAAAAAGGUCUAUAAAAGAGGUUUCCUGUAUGAGAUCCUGUAGCUCAUGUGGAUGAGCGUCGCCUCUGGGUUGUGAGGUUGCUGGUUCAAACCCCAGCCAGGAUGAAAGGAUAAGAGCGUGGAAGGUUCAGGAAUCAGUGGAAGGCUGAUUGAUGCGGAAGGUGCAGGAUGGCCGGAGGGCGUGACCAAGGGGGGUAAUAUCCGGGCAUCUGCCCCCUGAGGCCCAGCAGUGGAGAGUAAGAGGGUUAUAGAACCUGAAGAGAAGGGUUGGACUUAGUUUUGCAUUAUAUAAAAAUUUUCUAUAAAAACCUAUGUCCAACCUUUCUCUUCAAGCUUCAUAACCUCUUUCUGCUCCUGCUCUGUGGGGAGCUGCCCUGCUACUCACCCCCAACCAGGUCACACCAUCCAUCCAUCACCCAGCCACUGAUUCCUGAACCAUCUACACCCAUAUCCUUGCAUCCUGGCUGGGGUUUGAACCAGCAAGCUCUCAACCCAGAGAGCGACUCUCAUCCACAUGAGCUACAGGAUCUCAUACAAGAAACCUGUUUUAUAGACCUUUUCACCUUCAUAUACGUAACCCUGCCCUAAAGGGUAAAGUAAACAGCACAGACUUGAACCAAUCAUAAACACAGGGCCGAGUUGGAUUCGAACCAGCAGCCCCUGAGCACGGGGUCAGAGACGUUACC